ACAAUGCAUUGCGGGAAACGAAAACAGCAGUGAAUGGCGGCGCUCGCUCUCCGCAGAGCGCCUCGGAGCUUCUCAGUGAGGAACAUCUGCUAUCCGGACCGGCAUAUUUUUCCGCUUCUUUCAGGUCGCUUUUUGACUCGAAGAAUGAAGAGAAAUUAAGACGAUAGACGUCUCGACAGCAUGAGGUUGAAGACGAGCCUCGAGAGGUGUCGGUUCGGAGGAAUAUUCCGUCUUUAUUCGGUGAAAUGAGAUGAAGCAGGCUGCUGGGAUUGGCUCAGGUCUGAUCUUUUUCCCUUUUCCCCCCUUUUUCUUCAGUCUCCUGUAAAAGACUGACUCUUUAUUCCGAUCUGGAUUAAAAGAUAAUCGAAUUAAUUGACUGUGUGAUCGAAGAAGAGGAGGAAGAAGAGGGAGAAGAGGAGGAGGAGGCAGGAUUUUUUCUCUUUCCAGCUGGGGAAUGAUAAUAUGUCAAGACGAAAACAGACCAACCCUUUCAAAGUGAAUUGUAGGUAUCACAGGGCCGUUUCACAUGACAGGCUUCUCUGGCCUUCAACACGCUUCGGAGAUGGAGGCGAAAGACGACUUUGCUGAAAACCCCGCAUGCCACAGCGCCGACUGCGGAGACCUGGACGAGCAGGACGGUACCACCGACGAUAGCGACAGCGACUUGGACAAAGAGAACUCCUCCGGUUCCUCGUGCGAUGACAACAUGGCGUGUCACAAGGCGAGCCAGUGCAACGUUCACGGCGGAGGCAUGAAGGAGGAGAGCGAGAGGGAAUCAGACCUGGGGGGUAAUUAUGCGUGUCCCAUCUGCACCCUGGAGUUCGUCAGUCCUGAUCAACUCAUUGCACACGUCUACCAGCACACAUCGACGGUGGGCGGCAAUAAGAGUUACGUGUGUCCGGUGUGUGGACGAGCUCUCGGCUCACCCGGCUCUCUCGGACGUCACCUCCUCAUUCAUUCAGAUGACCGACUGUCCAACUGUGCCGUGUGUGGAGCUCGCUUCACCGACACCAACAACUUCAACAGGGAAAAGCUGAAAGAGUUCCUCAGUGCCAGUGAUUUAGAGAGCGGCAGUGGAGAUCAGACCUGCUCCAUGGUCUCCGUGUCUGAUGGUCACAUGUCCAUCCACGGCGCUAAUCACGGAGCCACCGCAGGCUCGGGUUUCCCCCCGCUCCCGGGAAGCCUCCUGUCCUCUGGAUCUGCGCUGCCCUCUUUCCCAGACACCCUCAACCCGCUGCCGGACUUGUUAAACCCCAUGCCGGUGUAUCCUGCAGGCGUUCUGCUGGUGUGCAACAGCUGUGCGGCGUAUCAGCAGCUGGCGGACAGUCCGUCCUCGGCAAUGAGGAAGUGGGCGACGCGGCGCAGGAACGAACCGGCCGAGGCACGGAUGCAGCGGCUGGAGCGCGAACGCGUGGCCAAGAAGAGCAAGCGUGAGCGCGAGACGCCCGAGGAGCGCGAGCUUAGACGGCUGCGCGACCGCGAGGCCAAGCGCAUGCAGCGGCUGCAGGAGACGCAGGAACAGCGAGCGCGACGGCUGCAGCGAGACCGAGAGGCCAUGCGCCUCAAACGCGCCACCGAGACGCCCGAAAGGAGACAAGCACGGCUGGUGCGCGAGCGAGAGGCUAAGAGACUCAAGCGGCGACUCGAUAAGCUUGAACCGGCGCUGCGCGCACAGAUCGAGCACGAUCCCGCCGCCGUGGCCGCACUUACCGCCGACGUCAACCUCUUCCAGUUCCCCUUCCCUGUCCCCGUCUCCUCCAUGGACAACGGACUGUUUAUGAAGCUGCCCUAAUCCGACUAACACACACGCAGACUAGCAGUGCGUGUCGGAUUUCUUCUUACAUGUAAGAUCGGAUUCUUAUCAAGACUGGUCACAUGAUCACUGGUCAAAAGGUCUAGGUUUAUUUAUAAGCAGGUGAGGUUUGAUCCGAGUUUCAGCCAGAGUUCGCAUAACCGUCUUCUCCUGCGGGUUUUUAGAACCACGGCUGGUGUGUUAGCGGCCGGUUAUAUUUAGUACAACAAGCCUCAGGAGUGAAAAUAAGGCUGGUGGUGAUGUCACAUGAUAUCUUUUUUUAGAGGAACAAACUUCCCUUUGCACAGUUCUAUUUAUUUUUCUGGUGUUUUCGAGCCUCAGUAGCUGUCCUGUUUUCACCUGAGCACAAACAGACACUCCGUUAUUUAUACACCACAGCAGGGUAAAGACUGUGUGACGUCCCUGCCUUAAGAACAAGCAUGUUUUUAGAGAUCUAGUUUGCAUGCGGACCUACAGUCAGGAGGAAGAGAUGUGGAGCCACGCCCUCACACGCCCCGCCCUCUUAUCGGCCGGAGUUUACCUGUAGCUACGACUCCUCCUUCCUGCUGCAGCUCCGAUCCACAGAUUCAACUACCUCGUCUCAGGACUGCUCUGUGCUCCAAACUCUUCUGUCUGGACUGCAGGGACUCGACACACACACACACACACACACACACACACACACACUGAAACAGUGGUUUUGGUGUAAAGCUGCUUUCAUAAGGAUGUCAUAGUAGCUGUCAGAUUUAGAUUUUUAUGCAUCAGAAUUACUAGAAUGUAAUCAUGAAUCAACCAAUAGGAGGCCGUUGGGGGCAGGACUUGAGCAAAAUUCUCAGAAUCAUCCUACUACACAGAACUUCCUAAAUUUUGCUUAUGACUUUGAGCUGAAAUGUUGCAUUAGUUUAAAUAAAAGUUGAAAUAUUAGCAAAUUAGUGCAGUUUACAGGACCUGUUUCAUACAGCGCCAUCUAGUGUCCUGUUCUGGCAUUAUUUAAAACUUUCUGCAUAUUUCUUCUUUUACUGUUCUUACAAUACCCACUAAAUCCUGGAUUCUGAUUGGUUGGAAGGUGUUGAUUAAUUUAAUUCUUUAACAGCAGUGCAGGUUUUUAGCGAUGCACUCAUUCUAAUAAAGAUGGUAGGGAGACGUUUAUUCUUUGUUUAAGGAAGGAGUCCCCAGUGUCGGAGAUCUGGAACGGUCAGACAGUGAAUCUGGUGGUUCAGACAUCAUUGUGAAAGCAGCUUUAUGCAGUGUGCUCUUCUGAUCUGAAAAGAGGAAAUGCCACUGACACACACACACACUCACUCUCUUUCUAUGCUAAAACGGUGGAAACAUGGCGGUCCGCGCUGAACUCCUCUGGCUUGUGGUAAACUCGAAACCUCCAUACAGAACAAAACACACACACACGGGUUCCUUCUUGUCUCAGGGAUGUCGAGGGUGAAGCGGUUUGUCCUGGCAGCCUGAGAGAGAAGAGAAGAAAAAAAAGAGGACAGGAACGAAGAGAAGAAGAAGCUCUUCCUCCUCCUCCUCCACCUCCUGGUGCUCCUCUUUCACUCUCUGCAGUCGAGACCAUUGAGAGAAAACACUGCCUGGUCCUCGCUCUCGCUCUGCUCCUUUCAGCCACAUCCACCUUGUCCGCUGCUUUCUCUCACUUCAACACCUUUGCCAAGGUUUCAGUAAGCUUUUCUCUCCGCCAGCGCUCGUCCGGCUCCGCCUCUCCGUCUGUACCGCGCUCCUGAACUCUCCUAGCGCUGUCCUAGUCGAGUCUCUGUAGAAUGCUAAAUGAAUGCUAAUGUUGCCUUUUGUCACUGGAGAUUUUUUUUCCUUUCUUUAAAAUGUUCUGUUUGUUUUUUAUAUGGAGACAGGCAUGAUUUCAUGAGUUCUGUUUAAAAUGAUGAUUAUUAUUGUGUAGAAAAAAAAUCUAGAUUGCAUGAAAGAUGCGCGAAUGCAGAUCCGAGGCAUGUUUGUGUUCCAUUCGACAUUUGCAUCAGAAGGUAAAUAUUUGAACAGACGUACACAUAUUUAUUAAAGCUGCUGUAAGCGACGUUGGCCGCUGAAGAAAGCCACGCCUUUCCCGAAACGACAGAAUUAUUCUUUAUGAAACAUAAUUGCAAAUAUAUAUUCGCAAUACAAAUCGUAUUUUCCAUGAUUUAUACAUCUAGUAGUAAAAUAUCUGGCAACCCAUUGGAUUUAUUUUUUAUUUUUUUUUAAUGAAAGCAGCUGUUAGCUAUGUUGGCUGCUGACGAAAGCCACACCGAUGAUUUUAUAUAUAUAUAUAUAUAUAUUCGCAAUCGUAUUUUCUAGGAUUCCUACACCCAAUAUUACAAUAUCUGCCAACCCAUGGGAUAUUUUUUUAAAUUAUUAUUAAAGCUGCUGUAAGCGAUGUUGGCCGCUGACGAAAGCCACGCCUUUCCAAAAACUAUAGAAUUAUUCUUCAUGAAACAUAAUUGGAAAUAUAUAUUCGCAAUUGUAUUUUCUGUAUACAACCGAUAGUAAAAUAUCUGGCAACCCAUGGGAUUAUUUUUUUAAAAUUAUUAUUAAAGCUGAUGUAAACGACGUUGGCUGCUGACGAAAACAUCACCUUUCCCAAAAUAUAUAUACAUUGCAAAUUAUAUAUAUAUAUAUAUAUAUUCGCAAUUGAAUUGUCUAUGAUUUAUACACCCAGUAGUAGAAUAUCUGGCAACCCAUGGGAAUUUUUUUUUUUUUUUUUAAUUGUAAAUAAUAAAAUCAGGAAAAUGAGCCUGCUUUAAACUAGCUAGUUUGUCACUGAGAUAGCUAAAAUUCUGAGGAAAUGACCAAGCUAAUCCACACCUAACUGUAACCGAGAUGAAUUUUUAUUUAUUAUUAUUUUUUAAAUAUAUAUCUAUAUAUUUUUUCCUCCUCCCUAUUAUUGUGGACCACCGGGUUUUUACCAGACCUUCCGAUCUCACACCCUCCUCACUUCUUAAGUUCCUCACCCUCGCUAGUCGUCAGAUUUCCCCGUUUUAGCGACGUCGGGAUGUAAAUAGCCGAAGUGUUCUUAAAAGUUGAUUACAGCAGCAGCAGCUUUGGGUAGUGUUUACACGAGUCGAACUUCCCAUCACCUCCUGAGCGAUACCUCUGGAAAAAACAACAGGGUCAUGGAAUAACGUCUGCUUUACUCGUUAAUUCCCUUCUCUUCAUUCCGAGUCAUUACAGGAAAAAAACAAAAGUCUGACAUGCCAGAUGUGGUUUACAGAUGUGUGUUUGUUUGGACGGAUGAUUAAUACAUGGGUUAAAAUAUCACUAUGCAACGAUUCUGUACUUCAAACCCUGUUCAUCUGGACACUUUGUUUUUUUUAUUGUGACUAUGCAGCUGAAAGGUGAUGAAGAUGAAAGGACAAGGGAUUGUUAUGCAGCACACACACACACACACACACACACACACACACACACACACACUCAACUAGACUAGAUAGAUCUCAAAGCCUAUGUUUUGUGGAAACGCCUCAGGUUGUGAUCGAUGAUGAUGAUGUAAAACCUAAGCUUUAUUUAUUAUUUAUUUUGUCCACGCUAAUAUGUUUUCGUUUAAAAACCCGUAUCCGUUUUGCUCUUCAAUCCACACCGAGACGGCGAAAGCGUAUCUUUUUGAAAACGCUCUCCAAAGUGGAUCAGUUUGAGAACGGCGUUUUUUGCGUCGCAGUGUGGAGUGUGAAAACGGAGGCUUUUGAAAACGUUUUUUAGUCACGUGACGCAGUGACCAGUUUAGCUAAGAUGAGGGAUGAUGUUUGUUUCAAAGAGCCGGGAAGUAAAUAAACCCGGACGGAAAUGACGCAGGUGGAAGCGCCUUACGUUUUUCCUCAUGUGCGGUACAGGGACGUAAACGCUUCAGAUGUUUCAGUGUGAAGGACCAACUUUUGGGACGGCCGAUGGGGUCAAGUGCAUCUUUACCCUCUCCUGUCGCUUAUUUGUCUCACGAUUGUUUUGACUUGUUAGCGAACUUCUCUGAGAAUUAGAAUUAAAGUAUUCCCUAUAAAAACAACCCCUCCUUUCUUUAGCGUCUGUUCACUGAUGACCCUGUGAGGCCUUCAACAAACUAAAGGAUCAGGGGUCAGUUCUAUCCUGAGCUCUGAGGAUGCCUCGUGUCCUGUAGAUAUGAGUGCAGAGAGCUCUAACAGCUGAUUGGUUGAAUUUCACUCAGGACAGGAGCUUCUCCAGGACCAAGUCUUAAAGGAACAUCUAAAGAACUCUUAAAGCCACUUAAACCCUUAAAUGGCCGAACGCUGAGGAGCGAAAGUUUUUGAUUCCUACAGCGAUGGAAUUGUAACGGCGCCACCUUCAGGACCGGAGGAAAGUCCACAUGUUAGAUUUUGCACAAAUCUGAGCUCAUAAGGGUCUGAAUAAAGUCCACUGAAUACUUUAAGGCUUAAUCUUUAUUCUUAUUAAUUAUUAUUAUUAAGAACUUGUAACUAAAAUCGUCCUGUUCCUACGUUGAUCUGAAAUCCAGCUGCACUUCCUGUUCUCACCUUAUUUUUAAAAUGAGAGAUCAGAGAUUACACAGGGUUCAAUGAGUGCUGAUGUUAGAGUGUGUGUGUGUGUGUUGUAUGCAUUUAGACAGAAAUGUGACCGGUGCAUGAUGCUCUUUUAUACGCUUGUGUUCUGUUCUCUGCCUGCUUCCUUCUCUAGCUCUGGAUCGAGGGACCUAAUGACAAAUUGCCUUUGUGUCUUUUUUUUUGGUCAAAUACUUUGGUUAGUCUUUCAGGAGAACAACGCUCUUGACCACGUUUACAAAACACACGUCUAACUAACGCCAAAACGACCCACGUGUCUGCGUCAAAGUGGCAUCAAAGCGACGUCGCCGCACGCCUUCCUGCGAUCCCGUUUCACGAAGCCCUGGUCCGCUCGGCUGAAGGAGCCGCAGGAGUGGACACGUGAAACGGGACAGAAGUGAAAAAGAGGAAGCCGUGUUUUUACUUGUCCUUACAGAAAGCCAUUCUCUGUUACUGGAUUAACAGAUUCACAUGUCAGGAUGAAACUGGGAUCAAUAAAACGUUGACCUG
This is a messenger RNA of Hemibagrus wyckioides, 6807 nucleotides long. It is a transcript of the gene znf821, whose product is annotated as zinc finger protein 821. The record is from RefSeq and is a predicted model, not a curated record. Lineage: Eukaryota; Metazoa; Chordata; Actinopteri; Siluriformes; Bagridae. Gene Ontology annotation, molecular function: RNA polymerase II transcription regulatory region sequence-specific DNA binding; DNA-binding transcription factor activity, RNA polymerase II-specific. Bases 527 to 1792 code for a protein of 421 amino acids. The transcript is spliced from 6 exons. Gene Ontology annotation, biological process: regulation of transcription by RNA polymerase II. Gene Ontology annotation, cellular component: nucleus.